CCUUCUCUGCCGGUACUCCCUCUACUCUUGGCACUGUCUGCUGCGCACCGGCUCCCUCCGUUCCGGCUACCCGUCAAGCGAGGCCGUCUCCCUCCGCUGAUGCUGGAUCAUCUCCGAACGUCGCUGCAACGAGCUGUUAUCCAGGUCGAUGGAUUUGGGGCAUGUUCAGCUGAGAGAGGAAAACCAACGAUGUUGGUGAGUCGCGCAGCUUAGAGCGGGUCCCCGCCAAGGUAUGUGUGGCUACCACCGGCCCGAAGGAUUCUGAGUCACGUUUGCAUAAGGACGAUGAAAGGAGGGAAGAAGGGGAGCGAUAUAGCAAAGGUGAGUGUCUUUCUACCAUGGUUUUCGGUAGCGUGUCAUCUUAAUCUGAGUCGGUUGGGAGGACUUGAACACCAUGUGUUCGUGCAAAUGCUUAUGAGAGUGUUGUUUUAUCUCGUUGCGUAAGAAUGUGCGAACCUCUGUGAGGCUCCUAUGCCUAAACCUGGGCCUGAUUCUCAUUCAUGGAAAUCUCAAUUCCCUUGUUGUUUUACUUUUAAUUUGUUUCGGAUAUCAUUUAUUAUGUUGUAUUUAACUGUUUUAGAAAUUUUACUUAUUUAUACCAACUUUAUUUAUUUUGCUAUACUUGUAUACUAUCCAUUAUAUCAUUUCUAAACAUUUGCCACGUUCAAUACAAUUCUUCUCAUUUUCAGUUCUUUCCCAAGUUAUGGCCAGAUUAAUUCUCAACUCCAAUUUCUGUACCGCUUCCGCUUUUCGUCCAUGCUUAGGCGAUGUUUUCAGCAGGCGACCUGGAUUAUUACUAGUACUUUCUUUUGGGUUUGUGCGGGUCCAUCAUUUUCUUGAAAGUUUUAAGAAUCUCAUUGAAAGUAACCAAACAAAAAAAAAAAAAUCAAAUUCUAUCCAUAUUAUCAAGCCAUUUGUUGAAAAUUUCGAUUAUUUUUUUAGUUGUAAUAUACUUUAUUUCUUUUCAACCUGUUAUAUAUUGCAACCCGACAUAGCCCACUUGCUGUUAAAUUUUUUCAUGAAAACUGAAAACUCCUUUCCUGUAUUGUCAAUAUAUUAUCAUAACAACGUUUGUGACUUUGACUGUAAAAAAUUGUGUUAAAUUUGUAUUGUCAAAAAAAUUGCAUUUUCAUCUAUAUUAUUAUUUAUCUGGAUUGGCAAAUAUCCUUUCUUUGUUUUUGUUCUGCUAUUGAUUUAAUCUUGGUGAUGCCAUGUUCAGAAGAAGUUUCCACAGCAAGGGCUUAUGUUAUUUUUGUACCUCUUCUGUUUUCAGGUGUUCUGCUUUAGUUGCUCCUCUUUUGUUCUUUUUCUUUAAUAUGCUGCAAGUUUUUUCUAUUUUCAUUGUUCAAGAAAAUAGCAUUUCCUUUUUUCAACAGCAGUUGAUCAUAGGUGAAAGAAUUAUUUAAAAUGGACUGGCACCAUGUAUGUCUACAUUGUCUAGUAAAUAUUCUUUGCUAGCGUUUGGUCAGACGCUGUCCUGUGGAAUCCAUAUUUGCAGAUGGUCAGGCUUUCUGUGAAGAUAUUGUUUGCAGAAAGGAAAAAUUGCUGUUAUGGUAAGAAGUUGAUGCCUGAUCUUACUUGUACCGGGACGGUGGGACCCAUGGUGGUUGGAGAGAUCUUCUCAUGUGGCCAUGCUCGUUAAUGAUGGACUGUUGCUUCUGGUGCUUAACCAUCUCAGCAUAGUCGUCAGAGAAUUAGUCGGGUGAUGCUGUGUGUGGAGGUCUUCAUAUGGCAGAAGGAAGUUCUUCGAUUAUAGAAGAUCAACCCCUCUCAGGCUUUUACAGAAAUGGUUAUUAGUCUGCUUCUUGGUCGAAGUCAGGUAUAAGAUCAAGGAUGGUGCUCCUGCGGCUACACCAUGUACCAGAUUGUGUAACCAGGUUGGCUACAAACAACUUUCAGGAAGGUGGGCGUUUGUUGGUAUCAUUAUUUUCUCAGAUUUUGCAUGUAGACAAGCGUUUCAUGACCAGAAGCAGAAGGGUACAGGACAGAAGCAAGAAUAAGAGAGUGCAAGAUCUAGAAAUUGCAACAGAAAAAUGGAAGAUUGUCUCAAAGGUGUUAUUUGUCAUGGAAACAUUAAAACACGAAAGUGAACAGAUCAUGACCUUGCGAGAAAUGGAACGGUACAGGAAGCAGAUAAAUUUAAAGAAACCACAUAAAAUAUCUGAUUUUCUAAAAAAAUCACCAAAGCUGUUUGAGUUGUACAAAGAUCAGAAGGGUGUAACCUGGUGUGGGCUUACACAGAAAGCUGAGGAAAUGCUUGAAGAGCAAGACAAACUUCAAAAAGAGCAGAAUGACAAGUUAGUCGAGUAUGUGAGCAGGUUUUUGAUGAUGUCAGUUGAUAAGAGGCUCCAAGUAGAUAAGAUUGCACAUUUUAGAAGAGAUAUGGGUCUGCCGGAUGAUUUCAGGGAGAGCUGGAUUCAUAGUUUUCCAGAAAAUUUCAAGGUUGUUAAAGAUGAUGAUCAUGUGGAAUAUUUAGAACUGGUAACAUGGAAUCCUAAGUGGGCAGUGACGGAGCUAGAAAAGAAGUUGGGAGUAGCAAAUUUGGAUAAUCCUCCCUGUCCAGGAUUGCUUAACCUCCCUUUUCCAUUGAAAUUUCCUGAAAAUUAUAAAAAGGUGUUCAGGUAUGGAGGAGCUAUUGAACAUUUUCAGAACCGGUCAUAUCUCUCGCCCUAUGCGGAUGCCAGGGAUUUGAAACCUGGUUCAUUGGAGUUUGAUAAGAGGGCCGUUGCAGUGAUGCAUGAACUGUUGAGCUUCACUCUUGAAAAAAGGCUGGUUGUGGACCAUUUGACCCACUUUCGUAAAGAAUUUGUCAUGCCACAAAAGUUGAUGAGGUUACUUCUGAAGCAUUUUGGCAUCUUCUACGUCUCUGAGAGGGGUAAAAGGUUCAAUGCUUAUCUAAAUGAAGCUUAUAAUGGCUCUGACUUGAUUGAAAAAUGUCCACUAGUUCAAUGGAAGGAGAAGCUUCAAGGACUCGUUGGUUACAGAGGAAGGAAAAGAAGGAUAGAGAUGUUUGAUGGGCAUUCUGAAGGAGAGGAAGGAAACAAUUUUGAGGGGAUUUUGGACAAUAGAUAUUUGGACGCUCUGGAGGAUACUUGCACAGGUGCAGGAUCAGAUGGUUCUGAGAUUGAUGUUGGAGAGAUUGAAAAGGAAUAUUAAGCCAAAGCUGCGAUAAGAUUCUGCAUGUGUAUUGUGACACAUUGCAUUUCCAUCAUAUCUUGUCGUUUUAUUUCUUGUUAUAUCUUAGUAUUAAAAAAUCCACUGUAUACAAAUACAUGAUAAGUUCUACACCUUUUUUCUAGAAAUAACAGAAAAAAUUCUUUUUCCAAUGAUCAAA
Messenger RNA from Nymphaea colorata (pocket water lily), 3334 nucleotides. RefSeq names its product protein WHAT'S THIS FACTOR 1 homolog, chloroplastic. Gene Ontology annotation, molecular function: RNA binding. The coding region runs from base 1834 to 3156 and encodes 440 amino acids. The record is from RefSeq and is a predicted model, not a curated record. Lineage: Eukaryota; Viridiplantae; Streptophyta; Magnoliopsida; Nymphaeales; Nymphaeaceae. The transcript has 3 exons.